CUAUCUCGCUCGCGCCCGUGUCGUGAUAAAGCCUCUCGCUCGCUCUCUCAUGAGAUGCGAGGCCCUGCGCUCUCGCGACGCCGUCGUGCAGCGUCAUCAGAAUUGCACGUGCAUCGGCCGAGCGCUCCAGAGCUGUAACGAGGAUAGAGCACAGCCUCUCGCCCACACCUGGAGACAUGAUACAUUUUCUCGCUCACUCUCUCUCUUGUGAAGCGCACGAGCGCGAGAGCAGCAGCAACAGCAUAUGCCCUCUCGCUCACACUCGCGACACCGUGCAUUCUCUCACUCGCUCUUUCGCUAGAUGUAGAGGCACAGUGCUUCAAAGCUGCAGCAGUGAUACCAUAUACCGUCUCGCUCGCUCUCAUCACACUGAUCCUUUAGCGCGCAAACCUCUCUCUCGCUCUCCCGUGAGACGCGAUGCUUUAUACAGAGCUGUCAAUACGACGCAUACGGCUGCAGCCUCUUGAUACCUCUAAACAAACCCCACCGAUAUAUAUUCUUUAUUAUAUGCUAUUUUUGCGGAUUCAACCGAUUCACUUAUGAAGGGCGUAUCUCCGGGGGCUAAAGACACAGCUCGGUCUUCGGGAGAAGAUGCUAUACAGGAGAUGGAGCAAUAUGCUCGGAAAUAUGCUUGCAUAGGCAUAAACAAAGCUGUCUCACUCGUGCGCGUGCUUUUUCACGCAAACACCGGGGACCAUGCAGAGUACUGUAAAACUUCAGCGACUGCUCCUUUGCCGUCUUGAAAAAAAAAAAUAUCGCUAGCAUUUUAAUUAUGUUUCACACCUAUCUUCUCGCUCGAGAUAUGUCAGUAGCGAUUCAACCGUCAUAUAGAGCGGUAUUUAACGAUUACCCCUUACAAUGUCGGAUGAAUCAGUGCGUUCUUGUAUUUUGGGUCUUUUACGUCUAACAAAACCGCAUAGCGCUCAGCUGAGACGUCGGUGUAAUGAUCUAUGGUGUUACGAGUUGCUGCGUUUAUCGGGUGAUCGACUCGUGAACAGACUUAAAUACGUGAUCUGGUGGGCCCCUUUACGAGCUCUAGUGGUGGCCUAUAACAGAGGCAUAUUAAGUGGUCAACGAGUGCUGGGUGUUGUGUAUGAGGAGUUACAGCGCCGCGGUGUUUUAGAAGCUCCCCGCGUAAGAGGCCUUGUCGAUGAAAUCAGAUGUAAGUACCUUUAUCUCGAUAAAUCACUGUUGUUGGCGGUGAGCAAUACAGCAGUUAUUUUUACCAUAGGCUAUCGGCAUUUUUACGAUGCGGGGAGUGACGAAGAAGAGGCUCUCGCUGAGGCGACGAGAGCUGUGGAGGAAGCGGAUCUAGAGCAUCAAACCGCCCUUUACCAACCGCAGCAUGAGGAGAGGGCUGAGGAAGAGCCUAGGGCGAGCACCUCGGCAGCAUCGGCUGAACCGAUACCGCUGCAGCCCGCGUCUGAUGACGACGAGGCGUCGACUAUUCUCAACUCCUCCUUGAUGUUUAGCGAUCGGUCUGAUAUACUGGCUGUGUACCGGCAAGCCAGAGCAAACGAUGACGACGGAGCGAUAGCGGGUCCAUCGUAUCACCACCAUCGUCAGCAGGAAGAUGACCUCGUACAGCCCGAGAAUCAGCUGGGGGUGUAUCCGAUGGAUGCUCGACAGGAGGAGGAGGAGGAGUAG
This is a messenger RNA of Venturia canescens, 1647 nucleotides long. RefSeq lists its product as uncharacterized. Bases 859 to 1647 code for a protein of 262 amino acids. The transcript is spliced from 3 exons. NCBI's taxonomy places the organism in Eukaryota, Metazoa, Arthropoda, Insecta, Hymenoptera, Ichneumonidae. The record is from RefSeq and is a predicted model, not a curated record.